UUCUACACUCACGGCUCAAACGCCUGUGAAUUAAAGAAGCGUCGGUUCGUACACACUUAGUCAGUUUUCGAGCCACUCUCGACAUACGACCUUGACUUUUCAUCAUCGCACGGAAUAAUUCAGCCUCAUCAACGUGGUCAACGACUUCGUUAUCACCUAAUCAUCGAUUCCGGAUCACAUGUCUAUGAAAAACUAGCGCAUGAUGCCUGCUCGAUCAGAUCGUCCUCUUCGAAUCUCGAUUGAUCGGGGGGGAACAUUUACCGAUUGUAUCGCGCGUGUUCAAGGGCAGGCCGACACCGUAAUAAAGAUCCUAUCAGUUGAUAAGAAGAACUACCCCGAUGCACCAACGGAGGCGAUCAGGCAGGUUCUGGAGAAAUUUUACGAUACAUCCAUUCCUAGAGGUGCACCUCUAAACCUGAAUGACGUCGAAUGGAUUCGCAUGGGAACGACGGUAGCGACAAAUGCUUUGCUGGAGCGCAAAGGGGAGAAGACAGCCUUUCUCGUAACCGAGGGUUUCAAAGAAAUCCUCGUAAUUGGCAACCAAUCGCGACCCUUCAUGUUUGAUCUGUCUAUCCGACGCCCAGAAGUGUUGUAUUCGGACGUGUUUGAAGUGGAGGAACGAAUUGUGCCCGCCACAUGUGCCGAUUCUGAGCUCAGACGACUGGCCAUAAACUAUCCAGAUACGGCGCAGACGGUAUCCUGCGCGUCUGGCGAGAGUAUACAGAUAGUAAAGGCUCUCGAUGUCAAGAAAACUAAGGAACAUUUGACCAAGCUGCACAGUCAGGGAUACAGAUCUAUUGCUGUAUGUUUGAUGCACUCCUACAUAUUUCCCGACUACGAGAUCCAAAUUCGAGAAAUCGCCCAAGAGAUUGGAUUCGAGAACAUUUCAUUAUCACAUGAAGUAUCACAGAGGUCUAAGAUCGUCCCCCGGGGCAAUUCGACGGUCGUAGACGCGUAUUUAACUCCAGAGAUCGAGCGAUAUCUGCGUCAAUUUACGGACAGCUUCCCGGACCUAGACAAGAGCGACUGCCGGAUCGAAUUCAUGCAAUCAGACGGCGGACUAGUGCCAUCCUCAGACCUCUCAGGCUUACAUUCCAUCCUGUCAGGCCCGGCAGGCGGAGUGGUUGGUUACGCGGAAACAUGCUAUGAUAAGAGCAACAAGGUUCCGGUGAUUGGUUUCGACAUGGGAGGUACGAGUACUGACGUAAGUCGGUAUGAUGGUGAAUUUGAACACGUGUUUGAGACAACAACGGCAGGAAUCCCGAUACAUGUUCCGCAACUCGACGUCAAUACAAUUGCAGCAGGAGGAGGUAGUAUCCUUACAUAUAGAGAUGGCCUUAUGAUGGUUGGCCCAGAGAGUGCAUCAUCGAGCCCUGGACCGGCCUGUUAUAGAAAUGGCGGCCCCCUGACCGUCACGGAUGCUAAUCUCGCCCUCGGUCGCCUAAUACCAGAGCACUUCCCAUCUGUCUUUGGGCCAAAUGAGAAUGAACCACUAGACAGAAAUAUCGUGUUGACAAAGUUUGAAGAGCUCACGGACUUGAUCAAUCGAGAUACUGGAAGAUCACUUUCCUGGACCGAGGUUGCCAGCGGGUACCUCAAAGUCGCCAACCAAGCCAUGUGUGGUCCUAUUCGCAGUCUGACUGAAGCCCGAGGCCACGAUGUCUCGAGACAUGAUCUUGCAUCAUUUGGCGGGGCAGGCGGUCAGCAUGCUUGCGACAUUGCGGAGAUCCUCGGCGUUAGGAGAGUAGUCAUCCAUAAAUACUCUUCUAUCCUAUCUGCAUACGGCAUUGGCCUCGCUGAUGUUGUGCACGAGGAACAGCGAACGUGUGUUAAGAACAUCGAUACAGCUACCCAGGCCAUUUACCAACAACUCCGUGAACUGGCCGAGAGAGCGAAGGCGCACCCCUCGAUGCAGAAGUUCCCGGUUGUCGAAGGCCAACAGUUCUUGAGCAUGCGGUAUGAUGGAAGUGAAACACUUAUGAUGAUUCGUGCAGAUGAAGGGAUCGAUUCUCGGCAGACAUUCAUCGAAGCACAUCAUCAGCAGUUUGGAUUUACCCCUGCCAAUCGAGCCAUAUUCGUCGAUACUGUUCGUGUGAGAGCGACCGGAAGGUACAUUAACGCUGCGAAUACUAGCUUUGAAUUUACGCCCAAGAUUCAAGAACCAAUCGAUGCUCCCAAGCCGUACUCGACCAAAGAAGUAUAUUUCACCUCUGUCGGGUGGAAAGACAUACCAAUCUAUAUGUUUAAUACCCUUCGACAGGGCAACAUCGUGGCGGGACCAGCGCUCAUAGUGGACAAAACUCAGACCAUUGUCGUCACCCCAAACGCAUCGGCAGUACUAAGCGGAGACAAUCUAAUUCUCAACGUCGAAGCGUCAAAGAAGGAGUCGCUGAGUGCAUCCGUGAUCGACCCGGUCCAGCUGUCUGUAUUUCGUCACCGUUUCUUUGGCAUCGCGGAGCAAAUGGGACGCGUUCUGCGGAACGUCAGCGUGAGUGCCAAUAUUAAGGAGAGACUAGAUUUCAGCUGCGCUAUCUUCAGCCCUGACGGGUCUUUAGUCGCAAAUGCGCCUCACGUUCCCGCGAUGAUCGGCAGUAUGGCGUUUGCGGUCAAAUCGCAGAUUGAGGAAUGGAAGGGGAAGUUGAAAGACGGUGAUGUGCUGCUCUCCAAUUCGCCACGGUUUGGUGGAGUGCAUCUUCCUGAUCUAACAUUAACAACACCGGUCUUCGAUGCAGAAGGAAAGGAGAUCAUCUUCUGGGCAGCGUCACGCGGACAUCAUGCUGACGUUGGAGGCAUUAUGCCUGGUUCCAUGCCUCCCAACUCACGGUUUUUGUGGGAAGAAGGGGCUGUCUUCGAUUCGAUCUUGGUAGUCAGAGAUGGUAAGAUCGCCGAGGACGAGCUGCAUCGGAUUUUGUGUGUCGAGCCGGCCAAAUACCCCAACUCGAGUGGUUCAAGGUGUUUCCAGGAAAACGUAACCGAUAUCAAGGCUCAGAUUGCGGCCAAUUACUGUGGUAUCCGCCUAGUCCGACUGCUGAUUGUAGAGUACACUAUGGAUGUAGUACAGGCCUACAUGAACGCAAUCCAGGACGCCGCAGAGCUAGCCAUUCGAAACCUGUUCAAACGUUUAGCCAAAGACUUCGAGCAAACUGAGAUAGGUGCAAUUGACUAUAUGGACGAUGGAACUCCGAUUCAGCUCAAAGUUACUAUCCGAGAUGAUGGAUCAGCCAUAUUCGAUUUCACAGGCACCGGGACUCAAGUGCACGGUAACUGGAAUGCCCCAGAGGCUAUUACCAACUCCUCUGUGCUAUACGCACUGCGCUGCAUGGUGGGCAACGAUGUUCCUUUGAAUCAAGGAUGCAUCAAACCCAUUGAUCUCAUCAUCCCAGACAACUCGCUACUCCGCCCCAAGUUCGACGCUGCAGUAUGUGCAGGAAAUGUUUUGACUAGUCAGAGAAUUGUCGACGUCAUCUUCAAGGCUUUCAAUGUCUGUGCUGCUAGCCAGGGCUGUAUGAACAAUUUCACCUUCGGUAUCAAUGGCACAGAUGGUUUUGGCUAUUAUGAGACAAUUGGUGGUGGUUCAGGAGCAGGCCCGACCUGGCACGGUACCAGUGGAGUCCACACAAAUAUGACCAAUACGCGCAUAACUGACCCAGAGUCACUUGAGCGCCGAUAUCCUGUCAUCCUAAAGCGCUUCGGGCUACGCCCACAUAGCGGAGGGAAGGGAAAGCAUCCUGGUGGUGAUGGGCUAGUACGCGACGUUCAAUUUCGAAUGCCGAUGUCGGCGGCAAUGCUGUCGGAACGAAGGGCGUUCGCUCCUUAUGGUAUGAAAGGCGGCGAAGAAGGAAAGAGGGGUUCCAACACGUGGGUGAAGACGGAUGGGACAUUGAUCUCCAUAGGCGGAAAAAACUCCAUAUCUGUUCAGCCUGGUGAUAGGCUGGUUAUUGAAACACCCGGUGGCGGUGGUUAUGGUGCUACUGAGGCUCUGGCAUGAUUAGUGCCAUUCAAGAACCUCGGAAAUUGCAUGGUUGAAACUAUUCUAUCCGUACAAGCCUUGUUCUGUGGUAUUCAGCCUGUGUUGAGUAUUUUUCAAGAAAUCUCACAACUGUCUUGUUCAUUAUAGUGAGAUCAAACACAUAUUUUAUCUAAUUCAGGC
Messenger RNA from Cucurbitaria berberidis CBS 394.84, 4150 nucleotides. Its product is annotated as putative 5-oxoprolinase. NCBI's taxonomy places the organism in Eukaryota, Fungi, Ascomycota, Dothideomycetes, Pleosporales, Cucurbitariaceae. Gene Ontology annotation, cellular component: cytosol. Bases 200 to 3988 code for a protein of 1262 amino acids. The record is from RefSeq and is a predicted model, not a curated record. Gene Ontology annotation, biological process: glutathione metabolic process. The transcript has 2 exons. Gene Ontology annotation, molecular function: 5-oxoprolinase (ATP-hydrolyzing) activity.